Molecule: messenger RNA, 1338 nt
Organism: Neurospora crassa OR74A
Lineage: Eukaryota; Fungi; Ascomycota; Sordariomycetes; Sordariales; Sordariaceae
Exons: 2
Coding region: 1-1338 (445 amino acids)
Source: RefSeq, a predicted model, not a curated record
AUGUCGACAACAAUUCCAACCUACCGCUACCAAUACCGUCCUUCGUUCUCCCAACCCUCCGGCUUCAGCUUUAGCCUGUCUCCCCCAAGAAACACUUUCCUCCCCCACCACUACCUCGAAUCCCCCACCAACAUCUUCCUCUUAGCUUCCAAUUCCUCAGAAGAUAAGGUUAUUGUCCGGCAAGUGGGUGGACCAGGGGAUAACCACGUCCAAUGGGUAUCCAGAUCCGACAUCAUUCCUUAUCCUGAUUCAGCUAGUGACGAAGAGUUUCCCUCUAUGGCUACUGAUUUGGGUGAAAGUCGAGUUCGAGCUGGUGAUUGCCAAGCCAACAGUAGCAAUGGCAAUGGGGUCAAUGAUGGUGGUGGUAAUAGUGAAAAACGCCGAAUGAAGACAUCAAAAAGCUACACCUCCCCAAUCCACGGCAUCGUGCACACAGCAAACUGGGCCAACGACGUAGGCGAUCGACUCUGGUUAAGGAGCGAUCAGCCCAUAAUCAAGGGGAGGAGGAGUGUCCCGGUGGUGAAUUUGGAUAAGGCAGUUAGUGGGGAGAUCUGUAUAUCCUCAGUAACCUGGCUCCCCCAAAAACAAAAACGAGUUAAGCUUUUUGGCACCAACGCACUGUCGUUGUCAUCCAUCACCUUCAUCGGGGCAGAGUAUCGCCAACAACGUGGUGGUAGUGGACCCUUUCGCAUGUGUAUAACACAGCGGCAGAACGAAGAGAAUGGAGAAAAAGGCAUCAUCUCUCUAAUCUCCCUAAAAGAGCUUGAAACGUACUUUGAGGACAUCAAUUCCACCAAGUCCACCAUGUGCAAGUCUCUUCUGCCUGAUCAUCAGCACAAAUCAACACCAACUAUACCAAUCAGAAUGCAAAACGAAACACAUGAUGGUAUCAUCACGUCAAGAAGUUCAACGAAAGAAGAGCCUGCGGUAUUUGAAGAGGGGAACAGUAACAGAAAAAGCAUGGAUGGUGCUGCUGCUGACAACGACGACGACGAUAACCUCAGCCAUGCCUCCUUCGCGAGCUCAACCAAGGGAAAAGUAGCGUUGGAUCUGGUAGCGCGGAGUCUAUCGAUUUUCAACUUCAAUGCUGCAAUGUUGGACUUGGCUGCGCUGUCUAAUCAGAGUAUGGGUAUGGAUUGCUUCAAUGGGAACACAGUGAAUGAACCACCGGAGGCGUCGGAUGAGAGUGACGAGGAGGAUGAGGACGGUGAAAAAGAGAAGGUCUGGAGUGACUGUGAGUCACAGUACUCUGGAAGGCAGUCGGUGAUGGAAGAUGAGGAUGGGGAUCAGUAUGAGAGGAGUCGAGUAGAAGAUAGCGGGGGAGGUGGUGAUGUAUAA